AUGUUUAAUCACCAAACUCUUUUCGAGACAACUUAAUUUUAUGUUUAAAGAUAAAAUCUGGCUGUUAAUCCUCGUAUAGCAGCUCUUAGAGAGAGACAUGAUAUGAUGAAUAGCAUAAUAAAUGAACUUAAUUAAUCUAGCAAAAACGAUUUGAAAAGACACUUGUUGUUAACAUCUGAUAAAAUAACAAAUAUAUUUACUUAAAUUUAAGCUGAUAAGGAAAAUGUAAAUAGCAUUAAUUUACCGCUUUAAGCUGAUACAAAAGAUAAUAAAAAUGGUAGUAAUUUUAAAAGAAAAAGUGAUGAAUAAUCAUUAGGAUUACCUUCUACUGUCAAUCAAAAUUUUAAUUUUUAAUAGCCUUUGAUAUCAAGUAAUAACUUGAGACAGGCAGUAUUUAAACCUGGAGCAGAUAUGCAAGAUUUAGUUGAUUAAAACAUGAUUCUUGAAUAACUGUGCUAAAAUUAAGAACAUUUUUUAAAGGAAUUAUAUGAAGAAGCAGAAAAUAUUGCAAACAGUAAUCUAAUAUGGAAAAAAGAAAUUAUACAAAUGAAUAAUCACAUAGCAAACAUCGAUAAAACUAUUUCAAACUUGGAAUGUAAUUUUGUAAGCGAAGUAAAAGCAGUUAAAAAUCAGGUUAUGAAUCUCCAUAUAACGAGCGAUCAACUUUAAGAAGAGAUGGAUAUUGAAUUUGAAAACAACUAAAAUCUAAUGGAAUAAAAUUAAAAAUAUUCAUAAGAGCUAAGUUAACUGCUUGAAAUAAAAAAACAACUAGAAAAAGAAAUAGAAGAAACAGAAAUGCACUAAAAAUCACUGAAGGAACAAAAUAAUUAAUUUUCUGAUUUUUUAGCUACAAGCGAAAUAAAAUAAUAAGAGUUAUUUUAACGAAUUGAGCUCACUGUUGCAGAAAAAAAGGACUUAAAUGAUGAAUUAUAAUCAAUAAAAGGUAACAUUAGAGUAUAUUGCAGAAUUAGACCUCUUUUACCUUCUGAAAUAAAUGUUGAAAAAUGUACUAAUAUUAUUUAAGUAACGUCUAGUAAUAAUGUAGCACUUUAAGUUCCUUAACAACACUUAAAAUCAGAAAAUAAUUAGAAAGAUUACAGAUUUUCUUUUGAAUAAAUAUUUGAUGAAAACUCUUCUUAGCAGACAGUGUUUGCUGAAAUGUCUUAAUUAAUACAAUCACUGAUUGAUGGAUUUAAUGUAUGUAUUUUUGCUUAUGGUUAGACAGGCUCUGGAAAGACAUAUACAAUUGAAGGUGGGUAAAGCGAAGAGUCUAAAGGUCUUAUGCAAAGAUCUAUGGAAAUGAUAUUUCAACAAAUAAAAUAUUUACAGUAAUUUGGUUGGACCUAUAAAUUAUUUGUAAGCUUUUAAGAGGUUUACAUGGAGCAGCAUAGAGAUCUCAUUACUAACUUCAAAGUAAGCGAAAAGCAGGAUUAGCUCGUUUUUGUUGAAAUUAAUUCAAUUGAAGAAUUUUAUCCUCUCAUGAAAAGAGCCAGAGAAAAUAGAAAGACUGGCAGCACGAUGUGCAAUGAUCAUUCUUCUAGAAGUCACUCUAUAUUUUAAUUAAAAUUAUAUGGUUCCAACACUAAAGAUGGAAAAACUUGCAAUGGAACACUAAAUUUAGUUGACCUUGCAGGUUCUGAAAGAGUUACACAAUCAAAAGCUGAAGGUUUGCUAUUAGAAGAAACUAAAUUUAUAAAUAGAAGUCUAACUUCUUUGGGAGACGUCAUUAAUUCCUUGGCACAAAAAGAUAAGCACACACCUUUUCGAAAUUCAAAAUUAACAUAUUUACUGCAACCAUAUUUAUCAGGAGAAGGAUCAAAGACAUUAAUGUUUUUAAAUUUAUCCCCAUCUUCUUCUAGCUAUCAUCAAACAUUAUGUAGUCUAAGAUUUGGUGAUAAAGUUUCAAAUAUAAAGCUUAAAAAAAAGUGA
Tetrahymena thermophila SB210 is the source of this 1929-nucleotide messenger RNA. RefSeq names its product kinesin motor catalytic domain protein. Gene Ontology annotation, biological process: microtubule-based movement. Gene Ontology annotation, molecular function: ATP binding; microtubule motor activity; microtubule binding. The transcript is spliced from 6 exons. Lineage: Eukaryota; Ciliophora; Oligohymenophorea; Hymenostomatida; Tetrahymenidae. The record is from RefSeq and is a predicted model, not a curated record.